UUGGGUAUUGCUCCGGUCAGUCAGUGCCUCACAAGUGUAGCGUGACGGGAGUGGUGGCGCCGUCCCAAGCCUGUGUUACUGUGUUGUGGUGCUGUGACGUGUCUGAUGAUGUUGUGACGUGUCUGUUGAUGCUGUGACGCUGCUAAGGUGACGCUUCCACCAUACAGGGACGGGUUAGUGAAGAGGAGAAGAGGAAACUGUGAUUUUUUUUAAGUUUCAAGACAAGAUUCGUGCGUCACGUUAACACACUCACGCACUCGCGCAAGAAAACACUGGAAUUAACUGCAAAAUCACGCACACGCACGCACGCACGCACGCACACGUAAGAACAAUCACCGCAAACAACUGGAAAACCACAAACACAUGCACGCCCACAUCCACAAACACUGAACCAACUCCAUAAACACACACACACACACACACACACACACACGCAAAUGAAAAAAUAAAAGGCAACAGAAAAACAUUAAAAAUCACGCCGGUUCUUCACGCCCACACCAUGUUCCUCCCACGGGCGCUACCCUGGGAGAUUGCCCCGCCCACACUCCCUCCCCUGGGCGGCCUGCUAACGAUGCUGGAGGCUAAAGAGGGGAUGAAACCGCCCUUUCUUCUCCCCGCCCCGCCCGCAGUGCCCCGAACCGCUGCCUGUGUUGUCCUGCCCCGCCCCCCAGCCCCACGCCCGCCCACGUCCGCAGCCCACGCCACGCCCACAAUGCUAAGGCUUCUUCCUCCCCCCAGUUGCUACCCCGCCCCUUAAAUUUGGCGUGGAAAGGUUGCUAGCAGCGGAACCAAGGAAAGACACACAGCCAUCACCACCCCACCACCACCACCAGCACCACCUCCAGCCACCCCCGUCCCCCUCCAGCCGCCUGCAGCCCUCCCCUACCACCCCCACCUCCCCGCCUCCCUGCAGCAGCGCCUCCCUCCCGUGCCUCGCCUCCUGUGUGUGUGACGCCCCCGGGGGAAAAUGCCCUUCGGAACCUGCAUUCUAUUACGCCCCUCUCUAUGCUACCCACCCCGCCCACCUACUUCCUUACCCCGCCCUGUACGGAGGCGGCGGAGGCGGGCACCGUGGAGAGGUGGUGGGCGCGGGGGCAGCAGCGGGCUCCCACGGGCGGCGCAAGAGGACCUGGACGCGGGCGGUGUUCAGUAACCUGCAGCGGAAGGGCCUCGAGAAGCGGUUCCAGAUGCAGAAGUACAUCACCAAGCCGGACAGACGACAGCUGGCGGCCACCCUGGGACUCACCGACGCGCAGGUCAAAGUUUGGUUCCAGAACAGAAGGAUGAAAUGGCGCCACUCUGAACUCAAGAAACGAGAGCAACAGCAGCAGCAGCAGUUACAGCAGACCCAGCAACAGCAGCAGCAGCAGACACAGCAGAAGGAACCAGCACAGGAAGACCAGCAGACGGACAGCCAGAUGGAGGAUGAGGAAGACGAGGAAGAGGAGGAGGAGGAGGGAGGAAUGGAGUGUUCAGAGGGACAAGAGAGAAAUGGAGUUUUAUUACAAAGAGAUGAGCGGAAGAUGGAUCCAAGUGAAGAUUUAGUGACAAAGAACACAUAAGAAAUUAAAUGCGCUAAACUUUCCCUUGAAUCCAAAGAAAAUAAGGGAAAAAAUAUAUUGCACUAUGUUGUUUUAUUACCGAGAGAUGAGAGGGCCGUGAAUUGAAGUAAAUUAAGAAGACUUGAGAAACAAAAUAAGUUAAACUUGCCCUUGAAUCCAAAGACAAUAAGGAAAAAUGUGUAUUAUAACUUGAACCUAGCUAGUUGUAUAUUUAAGCAUUCUUACUUGGAAUUGUACAAAUCAAACUCAAAUCAAACUGUUUUCUUGUUACGUCAAAGUGUCAAAAUAUCAGACUUUCAUUAUUCAUCACUAAAAAAAUAUUCAGGUAAUUUCAAGGGUAUCAAUAAUGAUUUUCUUUUCUAAUUAAACAAACCCUGAGUACAAUCCAAUCCUAUAUUUUUUUUUCUUUGGAAUUUUAACAUUUUCAGUAACUAUUAUAAAGUAUGAGUGUGAAUGUUCUUUAUACACAAAUAAGACGUGCCUGCCAUAAGUUAUAUUCCUCUGUAUGUACUGUAUAUAAUGUUAGAUGACAACACAAUGUACUGACGAUUAUACAACUUUCCCAGUCCAA
Messenger RNA from Scylla paramamosain (green mud crab), 2133 nucleotides. RefSeq names its product H2.0-like homeobox protein. Bases 1188 to 1562 code for a protein of 124 amino acids. Gene Ontology annotation, molecular function: sequence-specific DNA binding; DNA-binding transcription factor activity, RNA polymerase II-specific. Gene Ontology annotation, biological process: regulation of DNA-templated transcription. The record is from RefSeq and is a predicted model, not a curated record. The transcript has 4 exons. Lineage: Eukaryota; Metazoa; Arthropoda; Malacostraca; Decapoda; Portunidae.